Messenger RNA from Sebastes umbrosus (honeycomb rockfish), 2108 nucleotides. RefSeq names its product poly(rC) binding protein 3 (gene pcbp3). The record is from RefSeq and is a predicted model, not a curated record. Lineage: Eukaryota; Metazoa; Chordata; Actinopteri; Perciformes; Sebastidae. Bases 785 to 1768 code for a protein of 327 amino acids. Gene Ontology annotation, molecular function: mRNA binding. Gene Ontology annotation, biological process: regulation of gene expression; regulation of RNA metabolic process. Gene Ontology annotation, cellular component: nucleus; cytoplasm. The transcript has 17 exons.
UUUCUCUGCCUAUUAUCUGAGUGACUCUGGGUUUUGGUGUCUGCCUCCGAGCGCGUGUGUGUGUGUGUGUGUGUAUGUUGGAGGGAGAAAAGAGAUAAAGAGAGAGAGAGUAAAGGGAGGGAGAGGCAAGCAGCGUUUCUUCUCCCCCCUUUAGCCUCCCUGUCUCCCUGCUCCCUGUCACUCCAUCCUUCCUCCCCUCUCCUGGACCACCCUCCAGCCCUGCUUCAAGCCGGACCGAGACCCCCCCUACCACCCAGACCACCCCGGGACCCUUUGACUCUCCUCACUUCUCCGUCCCACCAACCAAAACCUCUGAGCAGGAAUUCCUCUCCUCUCCUCUCCUCUCCUCUCCUCUCCUCUCCUUCCCUGGAGCGCUGACUGUCAAUAACUCAACUGCACAGUAUCCGCGGAACCCACUUCAACAAUUUAUUUGAUCCUAAUACGCUUCUGCCGGACAGGCGCAGCAAAGUGCAUCGGCUAGACGUCUAGCCUCCCCAUUCUGCUGGAAGGCUGUCAGCCACAGGUCACAUGACCUGGAAGAAAAAAGCUGGGAGACUUUUGGGAUCCCUCUUCGCAUGGGCUGGUUAUCAACCUGAAGGGAAGUCCAAAGGCUGAUGAACUGACCUGUGUCUGUGAGACCACAUUGCUCUGGUGUCCUGUAUGCCCUGGGAACACAACACCCAGCGCAAAUCUGGUGACUGGCUGGCUGGAAUACCACCCUACCCCUUCUCCUUUUGACGACAUCCCAUUCCAGGACGGUGCUUUGGUCUCAUAUCCCCCCCGCAUGGAGCCCAACAAAGUCCAGUCAGAGGGUGGCCUCAAUGUCACCCUCACCAUCCGCCUCCUCAUGCAUGGAAAAGAGGUUGGAAGUAUAAUUGGGAAGAAAGGGGAAACCGUAAAAAAGAUGCGAGAAGAGAGUGGAGCACGAAUCAAUAUUUCUGAGGGCAACUGUCCAGAGAGGAUUGUCACCAUCACUGGACCAACAGACACCAUCUUCAAGGCUUUUGCUAUGAUUGCCUACAAAUUUGAGGAGGACAUAAUCAAUUCCAUGAGCAACAGCCAAGCAACCAGCAAGCCCCCAGUCACCUUAAGGCUGGUAGUGCCAGCCAGCCAGUGUGGCUCCCUCAUAGGUAAAGGAGGCUCCAAAAUAAAAGAAAUGAGAGAGUCCACAGGGGCCCAGGUUCAGGUAGCGGGGGACAUGCUGCCCAACUCCACAGAACGUGCAGUGACAAUCUCUGGGACUCCAGAAGCCAUCAUCCAGUGUGUCAAACAGAUCUGUGUGGUCAUGCUGGAGUCUCCACCAAAAGGUGCCACCAUCCCUUAUCGCCCAAAGCCCGCCUCCACCCCGGUCAUUUUUUCAGGUGGCCAGGCCUACACAAUUCAGGGACAGUAUGCCAUACCACAUCCAGAUCAGUUGACCAAGCUUCACCAGUUGGCUAUGCAGCAAACCCCCUUUACCCCUCUCGGACAGACCACCCCUGCUUUCCCUGGUUUGGAUGCCAGUCCACCAGCCAGCACCCAUGAACUCACCAUUCCUAAUGAUCUAAUAGGCUGCAUCAUUGGACGCCAGGGAACCAAAAUAAAUGAGAUUCGUCAGAUGUCUGGAGCGCAGAUCAAAAUUGCGAACGCCAUGGAGGGCUCGUCAGAGCGCCAGAUCACCAUCACAGGGACUCCUGCUAACAUCAGCCUGGCCCAGUAUCUCAUCAAUGCCAGGUUCAGGGACGUGGCUGCCAUGUGGAAUGACCCCUCAUCCAUGACUACAUCCUGAAGUCACCCCAAAUCUGCUUCUGUUUGCAGAAGCUAACAUCAAAACCACCGCUUCACAAUUAACCUCUAUGUGUUAUUCCAUGGAACUUCCCCUAGACUCCUUUGGUUUGACAUAACACUUUAGCAUUAGCCUGUGGGAGACCUGCAGUAAAAGUCAGACAACACUGGGAUGUGUUUUAAAUGGAUGUAGCCAGUGUACCGUUAGACAUUUUGGGAUAUUAUUGUUAUUUUUGCUUAGAGUUAGAUAAGAAGAUCGAUUCCACUCUCAUCUCUGUCAGUUAAAUAUGAAGCUAGAUCCAGGACACGGUUAGCUUAGCUUAGCAAAGGCUGGAAACAGCUAG